Messenger RNA from Acaulospora morrowiae, 687 nucleotides. NCBI's taxonomy places the organism in Eukaryota, Fungi, Glomeromycota, Glomeromycetes, Diversisporales, Acaulosporaceae. The record is from the annotation of a GenBank genome assembly.
AUGUUUUCAUUGAAUACGACCCGACAGGCCCUUCACACCAUACCAAAGUUGGCUAGAGGUUUUGCGACUCCAGCGGCUUCGAAAUCUGUAAAGCCACCGAUAACCCUUCAUGGUAUCGACGGUCGUUAUGCCACAGCUCUAUACACAGCAGCCGUAAAGUCGAACGCACUAGAUAACACUGAAAAUGAACUCAAAAAAGUGAAAUCGGCGAUCGACAAAGAUCCCAAAAUCAGCACGUUCCUCUACGAUCCUUCGCUGAAUCGUAACGAGAAGAAGAAACGCAUUCAAGAAUUGCUCAAGGGAUACGGCGAAACUACCAGGAACUUUUUUAGUUUGUUGGCCGAAAACGAGAGACUCAACGAGACGACAAAGAUUAUAGAUGCAUUUUCAUCAUUAAUGGUCGCUCACCGUAAUGAAAUUCCCGUUACGAUCGUUUCUGCCAAGGAAAUCGACAAUAAGGUUUUGGAAAAACUGACGGCUGCCCUUAACAAGAGCAAAUUUGUUCAGCCGAAACAGAAACUUGUAAUUUCUACCAGAGUUAAUCCUUCAAUUUUAGGUGGCUUGGUUGUAGAGUUCGGGGAUGACAAGACCAUCGAUCUAUCAGUCUCUUCCAAGAUCUCCAAACUUAAUAAGAUAUUGACCGGUAAUAAAGCAUUGAUUUCUUAUCAUGAGAUUAAUCGUUUAUGA